Molecule: messenger RNA, 1119 nt
Organism: Trichobilharzia regenti
Lineage: Eukaryota; Metazoa; Platyhelminthes; Trematoda; Strigeidida; Schistosomatidae
Source: the annotation of a GenBank genome assembly
AUGCGUUGGUUGAAAAAUUUUGAAAGACUUCAAGAAAUCCAGUCACAGCUAAUCUGGCCAUCAGUUUCAGAAUUAGAGCCAAGAGUUUUCAUUCCUGAAUUUCUGCGUCAAAGUUUAGCCCGACAACCAUGUGAACGAUUGAUUGCAAAUCCUAAACGUCAAUUGUUACACGAAGGAUUUCUGACACUCAAUGAUGGAACUAAAACUAUCGAAAUCUUCGCUUUCCUCUUCGAUGACUUUCUUUUAAUCACAAGAAUCAAGAAACCACCAAAAAAGAAGUCAUUUUCAGAGAAUCCAUUAAUUGGUCGCAGUAUAACCGAAGGUGGCGUUUUUGUAGUCUACAGACAAGUAAUAGCACUUGAUCGUUUCACUAUACAUGACUUAGGAAUUGUCGAAGCUACUGCUAAUGGCUUGCGAAACGCCAUCGUUCUUGUACUGAUAACACGAUUUCAACAGAUCACAGGAGUUUAUACACUACAGGCAGCAAAUGAGUUGGAUAAGCAAAGAUGGAUAGAAAAGCUUCGAAAUAGUCAACAAGCAUUUCAAGAGAAGUUAAAACACAAACUCUACGGGAUCGAUGUUGAUCAACACACAAAUAAACACAGUAAAUUAAUUAAUCAAAAGCCUAAACUUACCAAUCAAGUAUCCUUGGCUGAAGAUACUCUCAGCUCCAGUUUAUCGUGUGAUGUUGUAAAAGGAGGUAAUGAUGAAAGCUCCUCAGGUAAACUCAGUAAUGAUGAUGAUUCUUGUACAACAAAUCAAGACAAAAAGGCGAAUAAUCGAAGCUCUGGUAAUCUCAUGUCCAAUGCAUCAUCAACAAGGGGGACAUCUAAAUCUCUAGUGAAUGAUUCCCAGUUGUCAACUGUACAACAACAACAGAAUCAAGAAGGUGAACUUCAAGAAUGCGAUAGUUUAAUUAAAAUCACUUCGCCUACAGAUAAUCCCCUGAUUGAGACUAUUCAUGAAAGUAGCAGUGAACCAGAAAGAAGUGAAGUGAUUGUAGAAAUAUCAGAAAAAGACACUGCUAAAGAAUACUUAAAAGUAGAUAAUCCUUCAUCGGGAAUAAAGAUUGCUCCUCAGAUGAACUCGGUGCAACUGUAUCCACGCCAAUCUCGUUAA